AUGCUGAGGCGAAGAUGCGCGCACGCGCGAGCGGGGGAGGGGGUGAAGGGGGAGGAAACGGAGGAGGAGACGGCCGAGGACGGCGGUUGUCACGUGAGUGAAGCGGGCGCCGUCGCAUCGCCGUGCCUCUCAGUUAGUCAGCGAGUCCCGCGCGGUCCGUCUCUUCCCCUCACCCCUCCCUCCGCCGCCUUGCAUGCCGCGCGCUGCCGCCCCCUGCCGCCUCUACCUGUCCCCAGCCGGCCCCACCUAAGGCCUCGGCCGCCCGCCGCCGCCUCCUCCGCCUCCUCGUCAGGAGCAGCGCCUCCCGUUCUCCCGCUCGUCCCGCCCGCCCGUGGCCGGAGCCCUUGA
This is a messenger RNA of Podarcis lilfordi (Lilford's wall lizard), 348 nucleotides long. The record is from the annotation of a GenBank genome assembly. NCBI's taxonomy places the organism in Eukaryota, Metazoa, Chordata, Lepidosauria, Squamata, Lacertidae.